AUGGACUCGGACGCCAGCCUGGUCUCCAGCCGCCCGUCCUCCCCGGAGCCCGAUGACCUCUUCCUCACGGCCAGGAAUAAAGGCAGCGGCGGGGGCUUCACGGGCGGCACCGUGUCCAGCUCCACGCAGAGCGACUCCCCGCCGGAGCUGAGCGCCGAGCUGCGCAGCGCCAUGAGCGCUGCGGGGGUGGUGGUGGUGGACAAGCUGGGCUUCAAGUCCUCGUCGUCCUCUUCCUCCUCGUCCUCCUCCUCCUCCUCCAAGAAGGACAAGAAGCAGAUGACGGAGCCGGAGCUGCAGCAGCUGCGGCUGAAGAUCAACAGCCGGGAGCGCAAGCGGAUGCACGACCUGAACAUCGCCAUGGACGGGCUGCGGGAGGUGAUGCCCUACGCCCACGGCCCGUCGGUGCGCAAGCUCUCCAAGAUCGCCACGCUCCUCCUGGCGCGCAACUACAUCCUCAUGCUCACCAACUCCCUGGAGGAGAUGAAGCGCCUGGUCAGCGAGAUCUACGGCGGGCACCACGCCGGCUUCCACCCCGCCGCCUGCCCGGGCGGCAUGGGGGCCCACUCCGCCCCGCUGCCCGGCCACCCGGGCCACCCCGCCUCGCACCCCGUCCACCACCCCAUCCUGCCCCCCGCCGCCGUCUCCAGCGCCUCCCUGCCCGGCUCCGGCCUCUCGGCCGUCAGCUCCAUCCGGCCCCCCCACGGGCUCCUCAAGUCGCCCUCGGCCGCCGCCGCCGCCCCGCUGGGCAGCGGCUUCCAGCACUGGGGGGGGAUGCCCUGCCCCUGCAGCAUGUGCCAGGUGUCGGCCCCGCCGCACCACCACGUCUCCGGCAUGGGCACCGCCAGCCUCCCUAGGUUGGCCACCGACACCAAAUGA
Messenger RNA from Gavia stellata (red-throated loon), 876 nucleotides. It is a transcript of the gene OLIG2, whose product is annotated as oligodendrocyte transcription factor 2. Gene Ontology annotation, molecular function: protein dimerization activity; DNA-binding transcription factor activity. The record is from RefSeq and is a predicted model, not a curated record. Lineage: Eukaryota; Metazoa; Chordata; Aves; Gaviiformes; Gaviidae. Gene Ontology annotation, biological process: neuron differentiation; regulation of DNA-templated transcription; oligodendrocyte cell fate specification.